Molecule: messenger RNA, 516 nt
Organism: Rotaria sp. Silwood1
Lineage: Eukaryota; Metazoa; Rotifera; Eurotatoria; Philodinida; Philodinidae
Source: the annotation of a GenBank genome assembly
AUGAAUCGAGAACUUGAACAAACCUCUUCGGAUAAUAUUCGUAAAUGUAUUCGAUUACUUAAUACUAUCGCAACAUUUCAUAUGAGAGAAUUAAAUUAUGAAAUAGCAAAGAAAGUUUUUGACGAUGCUAUUUCACUUUAUAAUCAAUACCAAGAAGUCACUUUGACAAAAGAUGAAGUACUGGAAAAUUUAAUGAUAGCGGUGUACUUCAAUUUAGCUAGAUUGCAUUAUCGUCAAGAAGCUUGGACAAUAGCUUUGAAAAUCUUUCAAAAAUCACUUAAUAUGGUUUUUGAACAAGAUCAACAACAUCCACAGUUAGCAGAAAUUUAUAAUUGUUUAGAAUUAACUUAUGCGCAUAGAAAAGAUUGUUUGAAAGCAAAACAUUAUCAUAGAUUGGCUGUAAAAUUAGCUGAAAAAAUUCUUCCAUAUGGCCAUCCAGAUCUUCAACGAUAUCAGUAUCAGUUAGAAAUAACUCUACUUCAGCUCAAUAGACUUGGUAUCCAGCAUUCAUUAUAA